CCCAGGAUGUCUACUCUACGACUUCCCCUUAGCAACCGACUGGCCGAGCUUGGUUCCCUUAGUAACCGGGCGAAGCGUCGGCUUGCGUGGAAGCAGUCGGGUGGCCGGCGCUUGAGACGGGAAAAUGCACCGGCUGUACAACUCACUGGAGCCAAGGGUGAUGGAUGAGGACAUGCUCAAGCUGGCUGUGGGAGAACAAGGCCCUCGGGAGGAGGCUGGGCAGCUGGCCAGGCAGGAGGGCAUCCUCUUCAAGGAUGUCCUGUCGCUGCGGCUGGACUUCCAGAACAUCCUCCGCAUAGACAGCCUCUGGGAGUUUGAGAACUUGACAAAGCUCCAGUUGGACAACAACAUCAUUGAGAAGAUCGAGGGCCUGGAGCAACUUGUACACCUGGUCUGGCUGGACCUGUCUUUCAACAACAUUGAGGCCAUUGAGGGACUGGACACGCUGGUGAACCUGGAAGACCUAAGCUUGUUCAACAACCGGAUCUCCAAGAUUGACUCUCUGGAUGCCCUCGUCAAGCUGCAGGUGUUGUCGCUGGGCAACAACCAGAUCGGCAACAUGAUGAAUAUCAUCUACCUGCGGCGGUUUAAGGACCUGCGGACACUCAGCCUCUCUGGGAACCCCAUCGCAGAGUCGGAGGAUUACAAGAUGUUCGUCUGUGCCUACCUUCCUGACCUCGUGUACCUGGACUUCCACCGUAUUGACGACCACAUGAAAGAGAUGGCGGAGAGUAAGCACCAGUACAGCAUCGAUGAGCUGAAGCACCGAGAGAACCUGAUUCAGUCCCGGCUGGAGAAUGAGCAGGCCCAGCAGGAGGAGCUGGAGAAGCACAAGGCUGCAUUUGUCGAGCACCUGAAUGGUUCCUUCCUGUUUGACAGCAUGUACACCGAGGACAUGGAGGGCAACAAGCUAGCCUACCUGCCUGGCGUCAGCGAGCUCCUUCAGGCCUACAAGGACAAGUUCAUCAUCAUCUGCCUAAACAUUUUCGAAUACGGCCUGAAACAGCAGGAGAAGCGGAAAUUGGAGCUUGAUACGUUCUAUGAGUGUGUCCAGGAGGCCAUCCAAGAAAACCAGGAGCAGGGCAAACACAGGAUUGCCAAGUUUGAGGAGAAACACUUGCUGAGUCUAAAUGCCAUUCGAGAUGAGUCUGAACUGACCAACUUCGAGAUGAAGAUAGUGGAAUAUGGCAAGGACAUCACGGAGCUGUUCAACGUGCUCAUGACACUGGAGAUGCAAUUGGUAGAGCAGCUGGAGGAGACUAUAAACAUGUUUGAAAGGAACAUCAUUGACUUGGUGGCACUCUUUAUUGAAAAUGUGCAAAGCCUGAUGGCUCAGUGUCGGGACCUGGAGAACCACCACCACGAGAAGCUUCUGGAGAUCUCCAUCAAUACUCUCGAGAAGAUACUGAAGGGCGAUGUUGAUGAGGACCUGCCUGAUGACUUGCGCCCACUUUUUGUUGACAAAGAUACGAUCUUUAAUGCUGUUGGGGCGUCACAUGACAUCCACCUCCUGAAGAUCGACAAUCGAGAAGAUGAGCUGGUGACCAGGGCCAACUCUUGGUGUACGCACUUAGUAGACACGAUCCACAAGAAUGAGAUCAUGAGGAAUCGCAGGCGAGUCAAGGAGAUCAAUCAGUACAUUGACCACAUGCAGAAUGAACUGGACAGCCUAGAAUGCAGUGACGUCAUAGAUUAGGGCCAUGCGGCCCAGCCAGUCCUGGGAACACAGCCCUCGGCCCCUGCAGCCCGUGCACACGCCACUCACAUCCCUGACCACCUCACGAGCAUCACUGGGACUUUCUCAACCCACAACACCCACCCACCCUCAGCACCAUUCUUUCCCCUCCCCUGGGAAAACUUAAACACGUAGAG
Molecule: messenger RNA, 1872 nt
Organism: Nyctereutes procyonoides (raccoon dog)
Lineage: Eukaryota; Metazoa; Chordata; Mammalia; Carnivora; Canidae
Gene: DRC3
Product: dynein regulatory complex subunit 3
Exons: 13
Coding region: 125-1696 (523 amino acids)
Molecular function (GO): protein binding
Source: RefSeq, a predicted model, not a curated record